Molecule: messenger RNA, 4053 nt
Organism: Homalodisca vitripennis (glassy-winged sharpshooter)
Lineage: Eukaryota; Metazoa; Arthropoda; Insecta; Hemiptera; Cicadellidae
Product: phosphatidylserine decarboxylase proenzyme, mitochondrial-like
Exons: 7
Coding region: 112-1479 (455 amino acids)
Biological process (GO): phosphatidylethanolamine biosynthetic process
Cellular component (GO): mitochondrion
Molecular function (GO): phosphatidylserine decarboxylase activity
Source: RefSeq, a predicted model, not a curated record
CUAUUAGAGAAGGGGUUAUCUCCUCUGCAGUUCUUAUCAGCUUUUUUGGCAAUAAGAAGCUGGCAUGAUAAUGCCUCUAUAGUUCUUUUCACACUUCUCUUUAGCUCAAGAAUGAUGUUGGAAAUGAUUCUGGUGAUCAGUCCAUUAUUUACUUUCUUUUUUUCUUUUUUCCCAAAAACCAUAGGCAUACCUAAACUUUCCUGGAUAGUUGUUGGUAAUGGACAGACGACCACAGUUAUUUCUGGGCGUUGGCGCAGAUUCUGGCGCAGCUGGGUACCGAUCCCGACAAGCGUUGGUGUUACGGUACUGGCAGUGCUGCAAUGGCGCCGGAUACAGAGAAACAGGAGUGAGGAGCAACGGGUGGCAGUUGCCAAGGACUGGGAGGUUACCUGUUACCGAAUCAUCCCUUGCCGCGUGUUCUCACGUGCAUGGGGCUGGCUGAGCAACUGCCACGUACCUGGGCCACUGCGUAGCUAUGUAUACGGUCUGUACUCUUCGAUGUACGGUGUCAACCUGGACGAAAUGGCAGGAGACCUCACAGACUAUCCAAGCCUCGCCCAAUUCUUCACUAGAGAGCUCAGGCAGGGCGUUAGGCCAAUAGACUUGUCAAACUGUGUUGUGUCUCCAGCAGACGGCAGAGUGCUGAACAAUGGAAAGAUCUGCUCCUGUCAUGUGGAACAGAUUAAGGGUGUAACAUACAAGAUCCAGAGGUUCCUGGGGGAGCCAACCUGGCGUCCGACAGCCAAGAAACCGGAACUGAACAUGGACUGUGACAUAGAGUUCGUGCGGGAGGUAGCAGCCGGAUGGUCAAAGAGCAACAGGAUGGACGAGAACGACAACGAGGUGGUGGCUCAUAAAAACAAACGAGUAGUUCCUGAAGGGUACUGGGGAGGAAUAGAUAUUGUGAGAUACUUGUUCAGGCCUGUGGAGGAGGAGUGCUACGUGACUGAGAACUGGGAAGAGUACAAGUCCCAGUUGCUGACAGAUCCGAGGAACGAGUUAUACCAAACUGUGGUGUACCUGGCGCCUGGCGACUACCACCGCUUCCACUCUCCUACUCACUGGCAAGUCAAGUUCAGGAGACAUUUUCAAGGUGAAUUAUUGAGUGUGAAUCCUCUGAUUGCGGGCUGGGUACCAGAACUGUUCAGCCUCAAUGAAAGGGUGGUGUACGUGGGAGAGUGGGAACACGGGUUCUUCAGCAUGACAGCUGUGGGAGCAACAAACGUCGGUUCUAUCAGGGUACACAGUGAUAAGACGUUACACACUAACACUCGCAAGUGGAGAGAUGGCUCCAGGCACAGAGACAAAUACAUGAAUGUUGUCUGGAAGAAGGGGGAGGAGGUGGGAGAGUUCAGGAUGGGUUCUACGAUAGUUCUCAUCUUUGAAGCUCCGAAAGACUUCUCCUUCAAUGUUGGACAAAAUCAGAGAGUCAAGGUUGGAGAAGCUUUGACAUGUCCGUUAAGAAAUUGCAGUAAUUGAUGUAAAUUGUAGAUGAGAUGCGGUAUUCUUUGCUGAACAUCUAAAAAUCGAUGUUUCUCUCUUCAGUGUACUUACUUACACUUUGUUGAUUCCGUCAAGUUGUGAUGAAUGCGAUGAUCUUAGGUAUAAAGUAGUAUAGGCAAAGUAUAUUUUUAAAAUACUGUUUCAAAUGCAACUUAAGUUUAUACUUUACUGAAAUAGUGUUUUGAAAACAGUCAACUUCCGAUUAUGAGAUGAUUAAGGAGGCAGUGAUCACAGUAAACUUAAAAUCAUGGUUGAGAUCACUGAAAAUGGAUACAAAUUUUGUACAAGCCACUGUUGUAAAUCAAUCAAUAAUUACGAUAAGUUGUGUAGAGCUACCUAAAGUCUUAAACUUGGCAGCAUUGGUAGUUGUUAGAUUUCCUUGAAUAAAGCUGCAGAUAUAUGGUAGUGCUAUCUCUAGUGUUGAUCAAGCAAGCAGAAGUAGUUUUGUAACAAAAAAAGAACACUAUUAAUUAAUUGGGUCUUUACAAUAAGUCAAACAAUACAACAAGAAGUUUCUCCUAAGCUGACUGAUUUGAAUAGUUUGUUAUAAUGGAUAUUGUUGAUUAAUGAUGAACAGAUGUGCUAUGUAAAUAUGUCAUGUUGUGUUAUUGUUGUAUAUGAGCUUGGUCUUAAAUCACCUUGAUCCCAUCUUCACCAACCUCAGUUUCAUGCCUACAAUUUGAUGUUUAAAUGAAUUUUUAAUGUCGACACAAACCAGAUCUCUAUAACAUAAUUAAAAUUAUAUCAGUAGCUUAAAAUUAUUCCAGUAAGUUAUGGAAUUUAUUGUUAAAAAUAUUAUACACUAUGUAAAUCUAUUUGGAAAUGAGAAUAAGCUGUUAUUGCCGUAAUGACAUGUCAUUUAUCAAUAAAACCUGAUCUUCAUCUCACUUCUCGUGUUCUGAACGACAAAAUGUGGGUUUUACUCUACAUUUUUAAGUUUGUAAGAACACAGCAGCUACGGUGAACUGGAUGGUCAAUCUCUGUAUAGUCGGGAGUCGAUUAAAGUAGAAAUAAUUAUCAGAUCUGUUCUUUUCAAAAUAGUUUUGUACACAAAGUAUUGCUCAGUAUCAUUCAAUGAAGAGUUAUAGCUGUUUUUAUAGUUAGUGUUUUAGAAGAUAAAACUGAACACUAGUUUUGUCUGAGCUUAUUAUAAUUCUUUUGUUUUGGUUGGAAACUGAUUUAGUUUGUAUAUACCUGAGUCCUCGUUUUUUACAUAAUCGGUUACAGAUCAGCUGGCAUUGUAAUUGAUUUGUAGAAGCUGAUAUAAACAUUUGAAUACCUUCUGUACUAUUCUAGCUGUUGACAUGCAUCCUAUAUCAAAUUAAUUUCACCACUACAGAAUACAGAAUUGACUUAGGGUACAGGUUUAAUAUUUCUUUAUCUUCUUUUAUUUUUCUGUACAUGAUCUGAGGCUGUAGCUCAGAACUUUUAGGCUAGGCUCAGAUAAUUAUCUGUUAACAAUCCAAUAAUGUCAUACCCAACAUGAAUUUGAACCUACUUUAUCGUAUUACAUUGAUUAGACCAACAAAUAUUCUAUUAUUAUGUUGUAAUAUUACUUGAGACAGUCAAUCGAUGCAGCUGUUCUCUUCAAUUCAUUGAGAUUGUGUGCUAGAUCGUCACACAAACGAAGCUUUAGCUAUUACCCUAGUAAACUUAUUGCUGUGCUUAUUAGUGUUUUAUUUAUUUUUAGUUAUACAAUAAAACUUCAAAUAAAUGUCAGUCACUCUUUGGGCAGCUUAGGUAGUUACAUUUGUACUUCCACACUGACUUAAGUUAUUUAGCUAUACCUUUUUUUAUUUCAGUGGUAUAUUAAAAUCUCAUAUCUAUAUGUUGAAAUCAGUUUAUGUGAUGAGGCUGUUGCUUUUAAGCUUAAUUAUUUAAGCUGUGUUACUUUAAUUUAUAAUUUACUGUACUAAUAUAGUAUUUUUAUUUUAUUGUUUGUUAUAAGGUACAAAAUUAGUUUUGACUGGCCUGUAUUUCUUAUUACUUAACUUUAUUUAAAAAAAAAUUAAUGCUAAAUCAAAUACAUCUAUUAUUACAUCACAUUUCGUUAAAAAUAUUUUUUCAGUAAGCUACCAGAAGAUUCCCUACUCCAGCACAGAAAAUAUCUUGAUGUUAAGUAUAAUAAGACAAAACCAACAUGAUUUCAGUUUACUUAUGUAGUUCCACCAAUGUAGCAACCAUUAGCCCUGAUUUUACUAUUUCAUUUAUGACUGAUCUUUCAAAUGAAUGUAAACUUUUCUUUAUUUUUAAAGUGAAACCAUUAUGGGGAAAACAGAACUGUAGACUCAGGUAUAAUCAAACUAGUGAUUAAGUUGAUAUUUUAUGUAAUGUUUAAACUGUAUGAAAGCUGUGUGUAGCGUAAAAUGGGAGUGUAAUUCUUAUUGGAUAGCAUUCAGUGUAUUUAAAAAUAUUUAUAAUUUGUUAUGUUAAGAUUUUUAUUAACAUAUUCAUUUUAUUAAGGCUAGAAAAUUAAGUAAUGAGAAAGACUGGUGCCGUAGAGCAUUAUUAAUGUAUUUGUCAGAAUAUAUUAUUCGAUUCUAUAAUGAA